This is a messenger RNA of Alexandromys fortis (reed vole), 1567 nucleotides long. Its product is annotated as melanoma-associated antigen B18-like. Gene Ontology annotation, biological process: negative regulation of transcription by RNA polymerase II. The record is from RefSeq and is a predicted model, not a curated record. The coding region runs from base 184 to 1221 and encodes 345 amino acids. Lineage: Eukaryota; Metazoa; Chordata; Mammalia; Rodentia; Cricetidae. The transcript has 2 exons. Gene Ontology annotation, cellular component: nucleus.
CUCCGGGCGCUCUGUCACGUAUGCUCUGUUACGUCUCUGAACCCAAAGCUAAAGAGACUCCGGGUAUGGCCAGUAGUCCCACCUUGCAUUUAUUUCCUCCUUCUGCGAAGUGCCAAGGAGCAAGUGAAGACUGUGAUCUCAGGUGCCUUGCUCUUCGGCUGAUACUCCGUAACCAGAAUCAUCAUGCCUCGUGGUCAUAAAAGUAAACUCCGAGCCCGUGAGAAACGCCAUCAGGCUCGAUGUGAAACCCGAUCUACUCAGGAUGCUCAGGUCCCGACAGUAGAAGAGAGAGUUAAUCCUUCUUCCUCUUCUACCCUGUAUAGUAGUGAUGUCCAGAGUUUUUCUGAUGCUGAAUCACUUGGCAAACCCAAGAUGGCUCAGAGGCCCACCACUGCUUCUGUAAGUGCUCCAGGCAUCAAGUCGGAUGAAGGUGUGAAGAGCCAAGAUGAGGUGAGACCAAGUACUUCCUGGGCAUGUUCCUCAACUAGUAAUCCAUCGUCAACCAAGAGAGUUGAAAAAGCAGUUUCAUUGAUAAUGUUCAUGCUGCGAAAGCAUAAAAAGAAGGAGCCAAUAACAAAGGAAGAUAUACUAGAGCAUGUCAUCCCACACAACAGGGAAGAGUUCCCUGAUGUUCUUAAGAAAGCCUCUGAGCUCAUGGUGUUGACCUUUGCUGUUGAUGUUAAGGAAACUGACCCAACCAGACACUGCUAUGAACUUUUCAGCAUAUUUAGUCCUACUGGUGAAGAACUUACGAAUUGUGAGGAAAUCAUGCCCAAGAGUGGCCUCUUGAUGACAAUCCUGUGUCUGAUCUUCAUGAACGGCAGCUGUAUUAAUGAGGAAUAUGUCUGGCAAGCGCUUAGUGUGAUGGGAGUAUAUGCUGGAGUCGAUCACUUCAUCUAUGGAAACGUCAAGAAGCUCAUCACCAAAGAUUUUGUGGAUGAUGGGUACCUGGAAUAUCGGCGGGUACCUUACAAGGGUUCGCACUGUUAUCAAUUCUUGUGGGGUCCCAGAGCCCUCUUUGAAACAAGCAAAAUGAAAGUACUUGAGUUUCUGGCCAAAGUCCAUAACACUGUUCCCAGUGCCUUCCCAUCCUUGUAUGAAGAAGCUUUGAGAGCCAACCAAGAGAGAAUGCAUGCUAAAUUUACAUCUAUGAUGCUUUUUGGUUUCUUAGACGAUGCAGAGUCCAAUGACAAUUCCAACAAUUCCUCCAACCAGCACUGAAUUCCAAAAUUCCUGCUUUUCAUCAGUUUGAAAGAGAACAUUCAAUCAACUAGUGGGGACUGAGGUGGUGUUGGAGAGAAAAGAGUGCAUCUCAUAUUUGUAGCCUUAUUUUACAUGAGUAACAUUCAGUUUUGCUUUUUCAAAUUUCCAGACUUUUCUUUCAGUUAAGAGUUUCAGUAUUGAAAACAAAUUGAAAUACAUCUUAUUCAUCUGAAAGAAGAAAACAUGGCGCCAGAAUAGACAAUUUCUUAGAAGAAGCAAAACUUCAAUAAAAUUGUUUGCAAGAAGAAAAUAUGGAAAACAUGGUAGUAGAUGAUGCACUCUUGGCUUGUCUGAAUCUUGUUAU